Messenger RNA from Histoplasma capsulatum G186AR, 1272 nucleotides. RefSeq names its product fructose-2,6-bisphosphatase. Gene Ontology annotation, biological process: fructose 2,6-bisphosphate metabolic process; fructose metabolic process. The coding region runs from base 1 to 1272 and encodes 423 amino acids. The transcript has 3 exons. NCBI's taxonomy places the organism in Eukaryota, Fungi, Ascomycota, Eurotiomycetes, Onygenales, Ajellomycetaceae. Gene Ontology annotation, molecular function: 6-phosphofructo-2-kinase activity; fructose-2,6-bisphosphate 2-phosphatase activity; ATP binding. Gene Ontology annotation, cellular component: cytosol. The record is from RefSeq and is a predicted model, not a curated record.
AUGGUUGGAUUACCGGCCCGUGGCAAGAGUCUAAUAGCUGGUAAAGCCUUGCGCUACUUAGCUUGGGUCGGGAUUCCCGCGAGAAUAUUUAACGUUGGCCAGUACAGACGAAUGGACACUCCACGACCAACCGCUGCCUUCUUUGACACAUCUAAUCCAGACGGAGAAAGGUUACGACGGGCCGCUGCGGAAGCGGCAGUGAAGGAUAUGUUACGCUGGUUUGCUGAAACUGAUGGACAGGUAGCAAUAUUAGAUGCUACUAAUUCUACAAAAAGCCGUCGACAAUGGAUAUACAGAACAUGCAGGAAUGCAGGAAUCGAAGCCCUGUUCGUUGAAUCGAAAUGCGACGACGAAGACCUGAUCAUGAACAACAUUCUCGAAGUCAAAACAUCAUCGCCAGACUAUGUGGGCCAGGACCCAGAACUGGCUGCGCAAGAUUUCAGAAAUCGCAUUCGUAACUACGAAAAAGUGUAUCAGACAAUCGAUGAGGAUGAGAAAAAUUAUGCCUAUGUCAAGCUCAUAAAUGUGGGCUCCACUGUAAUCAUCAAUCAUAUCAAGGAUUACUUAUCCAGUCGUUUGGUCUAUUAUAUUCAAAACCUCCAUAUUAGACCGCGCUCGAUCUGGCUUUCUCGACAUGGAGAGUCUGAAUUCAACCUUCUAGGCAAAAUCGGUGGCGAUGCCGAUAUUUCGUCACGUGGAGAGCAGUAUGCGCGUGCUCUUCCACGUCUUCUCAAAGAGUCUGGUGUUCCUCCCGGAGCUAAACUUGUCAUUUGGACAUCCACAUUGAAGCGCACCAUCCAGACGGCGCGCCAUCUGGCCACAGAAACCGGAUAUGAUAAACUAGAAUGGAAGGCUCUAGAUGAACUUGACUCGGGCGUCUGCGAUGGGCUGACCUACGAAGAAAUUGCGGAAAGGUACCCGGAAGAUUUCAAAGCUCGGGACGACGAUAAAUACAACUACCGCUAUCGCGGCGGCGAGUCGUACCGGGACGUCGUCAUCCGGCUUGAGCCCAUCAUCAUGGAGCUGGAGCGAAGCGAGAAUGUCAUCAUUGUCACCCACCAGGCCGUCCUUCGUUGCAUCUACUCCUACUUCUUGAAUAUGUCGCAGGAACAAAGUCCGUGGAUGGAGGUCCCCCUGCACACGCUUAUCAAACUAACGCCCGGCGCGUACGGGACGGAAGAAAAGCGCUUUAAGGCUAAUAUCCCGGCUGUCUCGACAUGGCGGGGUAAGGGCUCCUCUGCGAAGCACCAGACACCGGAUGAGCAGCAAUAA